Messenger RNA from Lolium rigidum, 576 nucleotides. Its product is annotated as quinone-oxidoreductase QR1, chloroplastic-like. Bases 1 to 552 code for a protein of 183 amino acids. The record is from RefSeq and is a predicted model, not a curated record. The transcript has 4 exons. NCBI's taxonomy places the organism in Eukaryota, Viridiplantae, Streptophyta, Magnoliopsida, Poales, Poaceae.
AUGUCCAGCGCCACGGUGUACCCUCCUCGGCUGGGCGACACCGUUGGACAGUUAGCUGAUGGUUCAGGCACCCGCGAGGACGGCCAAGUUCCGUCCACGAGUGCCACCAAUAUCUAUCAGCAUCAGCGCAUUGACACCACCCACCUGUCUCUCUUUCUUCACUCUCUCUUCCCCUGUUUUCCUCUAUUCCGCACGAGCACGCAACAGUCCGCGGCCAUGGCGACUCCGAGGACUAUGAAGGCCGUGCAGUACGACAAGUAUGGCGGAGGAGCGGAAGGCCUCAAGCAUAUGGAGGUGCCGGUCCCGUCGCCGAAGAAGGGCGAGGUGCUGCUAAAGAUGGAGGCGGCCAGCAUCAACCCCAUCGACUGGAAGAUCCAGAAGGGCAUGCUCCGGCCCUUCCUCCCCGGAAAGUUCCCCUUCACGCCAGUUGGCGAUCUAGCCGGCGAAGUCGUGGAGCUGGGCAGCGGCGUCACCGGCUUCAAACCAGGCGACAAGGUCAUCUCGAUCAGCUUCCCGGUUUGCAGAGGAAGAAGUGCGCAGGGAGGCUCGUGAAGCGGAGAGGAAGAGACUAAGGAA